CCAUCACUGUUUAAGUCGACUUGUUUAGCUGAAGGCUUACGGUCAAGCAUCCCCGCCAUUUGGUGCUUCGUCGUGUCACGUGCGUGCACGAUUACUAGCUAGCUAAGCAUUCAUUCCUACCCGCGAUUUGGUCCCAAAAUAUAUAUCGUAUUUGGACGACAAAAUCUGGUCUUUUGCUUUACCAUUUGGUACUCGAAGAACGAACACUAUAGUGGUUGUUGGUAUAAGAUCUUGCGUUAGUAUAAUCCGUACAACUCGCGAACGUUCGAUACCUUCGUCCACCUAAACUGGUGAGCCCAACCACGAACUACCGUCAAUCACUAAACUGGUGAGCCCAACCACGAACUACAUCUUCAAUUCACACGCAGAUAAACCCGGUGAGUUCGUUCCUUUUUGUGUUUAUUCUUGUACUAUAUUGUUAUCGGCACACUUUUCGUCAUGAGUGAUCCUAGCCCCAAAGUUAUUCAGAUUCGCUCAACCGCCAAAACAAUUCAGCUAGUAUCAUUUUGGCCCGAUAAUGCUGAAACGUGGUUUCAGAUUGCUGAGUCUGAUUUUUGUGAACAUGGCAUAACUGAUCAACGUUCACAGUUCCUUGCAGUUAUUCACGCCCUACCGCGGGAAUUCAGCAGGUGCGUAACUCUGCAGAUGUCGGUAAGUAACUCGUACGAGUUGCUCAAAACAUCUAUCCUCAAGAGAAACGUUCUCACAGAUCGACAACGUCUGGAUGAGUUAUUUCGUAACAUCGAGUUAGGAGAUCAGUCAGCCGUGAGCAUGCUGGCAAGAAUGAAAGAGAUCAUUGGCCAAAGUCAGUUCGAUGAAGGACUGUUUAGAGAACUAUUUUUAUCCAAACUGCCACAGUCAGUUCAGACUGUACUUGUGACACUUCAGGGUGUUCUCAUGGAUGACUUAGCUGUCUCUGCAGAUAGAAUUCUAGAGAUAACGAAACAGCCAGUCACCGAAGUAUACUCUGUUACCGAACAGGCUUCGAAGAAGGAUUCUGCAAUGAUAGAGUUAAUCAACUCCGUCCAGCAGAUGCUUAGGUCAAACAAGCCUAGCAAUUCCUCAAACCGUCGUUCUAGAUCCCCUCAACGGCAAAACGCACGUGGACGAUCUAAGUCCAACACACGUUCUGUCAAAAAUCCUGACUGGUGUUGGUAUCACAACACCUAUGGCAAGGAAGCGAAAUGUUGUCGAAAACCUUGUGAUUUCGGCAAAGCCUCCAAGUCUGUGGGAAACUAUCCCGCCGGCACGCGUUAGCGGCAACCGUCGCCGGUGGCACUAGCCGCUUACUUUACAUCCAUGAUGUAAUUAGCCAGACUAGAUAUCUAGUCGACACAGGCGCCGAAGUCAGCGUCCUUCCUGCUACAGCAGCAGAUCGACAGAAGGAUCCUAACUUCAACCUACAGGCUGCAAAUGGAAAACCAAUUGCAACCUAUGGUCGGAAAUACGUCUAUCUGAACGUAGGUUUACGCAAACCUAUUCAGUGGAUUUUCCUAAUCGCUGACGUCACAAUGCCCAUCAUCGGCACGGACCUACUUAAUCAUCAUGAUUUGCUCGUAGAC
Trichobilharzia szidati is the source of this 1562-nucleotide messenger RNA. The record is from the annotation of a GenBank genome assembly. Lineage: Eukaryota; Metazoa; Platyhelminthes; Trematoda; Strigeidida; Schistosomatidae.